AUGCUAAGACUUGAUUAACAAUAAUAAGUUACAUCUCAUCCCACCCCUCAAUAACUUUACAACCAAGAGUUCGAAUAACCCAAUGAACCUGCAAUGUAUAUGUCUUUAAAUUAUCAUAAGACUCAUUAAUAGAUAUAUUCUUAAGCAUCUUAGUUUAGUUAACAUUCUAAAUUAUUUGAUUUAAGAAAAAAAUACCUUAAAAAUAGAGAGGACACUCAAAGACGUUCAGUAUCCCAUCAUAGUAGAAUUCCACCUAAUCGGUCUCCUCCAAAGACUCAACAGACAAAAAAAUAGUAUUCGCCGAAACAAGAAAAUUGUCCUCUUUAACAAAAAAAGAAGACUCCUCCUGUUUCAAAAAAUUUAGGUAGCAAUUUGAGAAAUAUACUUAAAACUAAUUUUGCUUAAUAACCUAUCUACGAAGAAAAUCCAUAAAAUGAAAACAUUAGAAAAGAGUACUCUUAAAUUGUUUAAAUCCCAGAGGAGUAUUAAUCAAUCAAUAGUUAUACAUUCUUAAAAACACUUGGGAUUGGUGCAACCGCAGAAGUAAAAAUGGCUAGGCAUAAGGAUUUAGAGAUUGAUGUAGCAAUUAAAAUAUAUGAUAAGAAGAAAAUGAACAAUAUGCAUUUAAAAAAUCUAGAAAGAGAAGUUGAAAUCUUAAAUUAACUUAAACAUCCAAACAUAAUUAACCUAUAUCAUAUGUAUGAAAAUGAGAAGUCAAUCUAUUUGAUUAUGGAGUAUUCAUCUCCAACAAAUUUAGAAAUGUUUAUGAAAGGAAGACCAUUCAAGAGAAUAAACGAAGAUGAAGCUAAAAUUUUAUUUCGACAAAUUUCAGAUGCUGUAUAUUACAUGCAUGAGCAAGAUAUUUGUCACAGAGAUCUAAAAUUCGAGAAUCUUUUAAUCGAUUAUAAUACUAGAAAAAUUAAACUAAUAGAUUUUGGAUACUCUAUCAAAGUUAAUGGGAAAUAAACAUGUUCAUGUGGAACUCCAUAAUAUAUGGCUCCUGAAUUAGUUAAGAAAGGAUCUUAUGAUCAAUCUGUAGAUAUUUGGGCCUGUGGAGUAAUACUAUUCAAAAUGGUAACAGGAGUAUUUCCUUUUAGAGGAAACUCAGAAAAGGAUUUAAAUAAGAAAAUUUGUUUAGGCAAAAUAGAAUAUCCAUCCUUUGUUUCCUUUUAAGCCAAAUAAUUAAUAUCAAACAUGCUAAAAGUAGAUCCAAAGGAAAGAUUAACCAUGCAAGAAGUAUAAUAAAGUUAAUGGUUAUAAUGA
Messenger RNA from Paramecium tetraurelia, 1263 nucleotides. RefSeq lists its product as uncharacterized. Gene Ontology annotation, biological process: regulation of cytokinesis; protein phosphorylation; mitotic spindle organization. NCBI's taxonomy places the organism in Eukaryota, Ciliophora, Oligohymenophorea, Peniculida, Parameciidae. Gene Ontology annotation, molecular function: ATP binding; protein kinase activity. The transcript is spliced from 2 exons. The record is from RefSeq and is a predicted model, not a curated record. Gene Ontology annotation, cellular component: chromosome passenger complex; spindle pole centrosome; spindle midzone.